Messenger RNA from Sinocyclocheilus anshuiensis, 5048 nucleotides. Its product is annotated as dynamin-3-like. The transcript is spliced from 27 exons. Bases 16 to 2445 code for a protein of 809 amino acids. Gene Ontology annotation, biological process: receptor internalization; synaptic vesicle budding from presynaptic endocytic zone membrane. Lineage: Eukaryota; Metazoa; Chordata; Actinopteri; Cypriniformes; Cyprinidae. Gene Ontology annotation, molecular function: microtubule binding; GTPase activity; GTP binding. Gene Ontology annotation, cellular component: microtubule; synapse; plasma membrane. The record is from RefSeq and is a predicted model, not a curated record.
GCACUGCAGUGAGGAAUGGUGUUUCUGUGCUGUGUUGUUGAUUUGAGUGUGUUUUCUAGGGAUUUUCUGCCCCGUGGAUCCGGCAUCGUCACUCGCAGACCCCUGGUUCUGCAGCUCAUCAGUGCAAACGCAGAGUGGGCCGAGUUCCUGCACUGCAAAGGGAAGAAGUUCACUGAUUUCGAUGAGGUCCGUCAGGAGAUUGAGGCUGAGACCGACCGCGUCACCGGGGCCAAUAAGGGCAUUUCCCCCAUUCCCAUCAACCUGCGGGUUUAUUCCCCACACGUGCUGAAUCUGACCCUCAUCGACCUGCCGGGCAUUAAAAAAUUUGAUCACUCAGGGUACAUCGGUGUGGUGAACCGCAGUCAGAAAGACAUCGAUGGGAAGAAGGACAUCAGAGCGGCUCUGGCCGCAGAGAGGAAGUUCUUUCUGUCUCAUCCGGCCUACAGACACAUAGCAGACAGCAUGGGCACCCCACACCUGCAGAAGGUCCUCAAUCAGCAACUGACCAACCACAUCCGGGACACGCUGCCUGCCUUCCGCAGUAAACUGCAGUCGCAGCUGCUGUCUCUGGACCGAGAGGCGGAGGAGUACCGGCAGUACCGGCCCGACGACCCGUCACGCAAGACCAAAGCCCUGCUGCAGAUGGUGCAGCAGUUCUCGGUGGACUUCGAGAAGCGUAUCGAAGGCUCUGGUGAUCAGGUGGACACCGUGGAGCUGUCUGGAGGAGCCAAGAUCAACCGCAUCUUCCACGAGCGCUUCCCUUUCGAGCUGGUCAAGAUGGAGUGUGACGAGAAGGAGAUGCGGCGGGAAAUCAGCUACGCUAUCAAGAACAUCCAUGGCAUCAGGACGGGUCUGUUCACUCCAGACAUGGCCUUCGAGGCGAUCGUGAAGAAGCAGGUGGUGAAGAUCAAGGAGCCGUGUAUUAAGUGUAUUGAUCUGGUGGUUCAGGAGCUGAUCAACACGGUGCGUCAGUGCUCUGAUAAGCUGGAUUCGUUCCCUUGUCUGCGGGAGGAGACGGAGCGGAUCGUCACGUCUCAUAUCCGUGACAGAGAGAGCAAAGCCAAAGAGCAGGUGCUGCUGCUCAUCGACGUUCAGCUCGCGUACAUCAACACCAACCACGAGGAUUUCAUCGGCUUCGCCAAUGCUCAGCAGCGCAGCAGUCAGGCGAAUAAGAAGAGCUCUGCAGGGAAUCAGGUGAUCCGUAAGGGCUGGUUGACCAUCAAUAACAUCAGCAUCAUGAAGGGAGGAGCAAAGGAGUACUGGUUCGUGCUGACCGCCGAGAGCCUGUCCUGGUUCAAAGAUGACGAGGAGAAAGAGAAGAAGUACAUGCUGCCCCUGGACAAUCUGAAGGUCAGAGAUGUGGAGAAAAGCUUCAUGUCCAGCAAGCACAUGUUUGCCAUCUUCAACACGGAGCAGCGGAACGUGUUCAAGGACAACCGUUUCUUGGAGCUGGCGUGUGACACUCUGGAGGAGGUGGAGAGCUGGAGAGCGUCGCUGCUGCGCGCCGGCGUUUAUCCCGAGAGGGCCGUGGUGGAGAGUGAGAGUUCUGGCCCGUCGGAGAACUUCUCCAUGGAUCCUCAGCUGGAGAGGAAGGUGGAGACCAUCAGGAACCUGGUGGACUCCUACAUGGCCAUCGUCAACAAAUGCAUCCGCGACCUCAUGCCCAAGAGCAUCAUGCAUCUGAUGAUCAAUAACGUGAAGGAGUUCAUUAACGCGGAGCUCCUGGCGCAGCUGUACUCGGCUGGAGAUCAGAACGCUCUGAUGGACGAGUCUCAGGAGCAGGUGCAGCGGCGCGAGGAGGUUCUGCGCACACACCACGCUCUGAAAGAAGCUCUGGCCAUCAUCGGAGACAUCUCCACCACCACCAUCUCCACACCACUGCCUCCGCCGGUGGAUAACUCCUGGCUGAGCGCCGGCGCCGGCUCCCGCAGGUCUCCUCCUCCGAGCCCCACGGCUCCGCGCCGGAUGUCUGCGGGACAGAGACCUGCUGGGAGAGGUGCUCCUGCGCCUCCGUCUCGCCCCGGACCCUUGGGGCCCCUGAACAUCAGCACUGACAGCCCACAGGUUCCCAGCCGGCCCAACCGAGCGCCUCCCAGCAUUCCCAGUGUCCGUGAGUCCAGAAGACCUGCUAAAGACCAAACAGGGAACAGGACCAACGCCUCCCGCAUUCUGAGAGAUCAGCGACCCGUCUGUGCCCUGCAGAGAGCAGGAGAUCCCCAGCUUCGAGGAGUGGACCAAGAUCAUGCUGAAGGUCAGAUCACACACCUUUCUGACAGCCUUCACGCUGCGGGGAAGAAGCUUCAGCAGACCGUCACCAACUACGCCUCUGUGGAGUGUGGAGCCAAGAUCCUGUCCUCCAACCCUGAGGCCAAGAGCACUUCUGCUAUUCUGAUGGAGAGCAUGUACAUGCUGAAUCCCUGCAAUAAGAUCUGGCGGGCUGAUUAGACUGUUUGUUUUAACGUCAGGCAAAACUAUUCUGUGUGAUAAUUGUUGUGUGUUGCUGUGAUUGAUCUGAAGUCUUGCCGUUGUGUUUGCUGUGUGAAAUCACUCAAUAGCCUGUGUUUAGUACCUAGACAGACUUUCCAGACAGAUAACAGCAGGAUCUGUGUUAUUCCUCAUAUGAGUGUUUGUGAAAUGAAGAGCACUAGAGAGAGCCGUCAGCAGUGAUGGAGAAGCUCUGUGGUCUUCACCGUCUCCUCAUCGUGAGCUCUGUCAGCCCAUUCAUCUCAAGCAGCUGGACAUCGCUAACUUUGAGAUCUCCUCCUCAAACCCCAAAGUCUUCCUGGUGUCCAUCAGUGACAGUGUGUGAAGCUCGGGACGUUUCAUGCACGUGACGAGCGGGCGGUGCAGAGUUUUCCUCUGGAUGAGCAUCUGUUUGCCAAAUACAUCAAGAUCAGCCUCCUGAUUUUGUGCCAGUCGAUGACAAAUCCUCCAGAAACCUGAUCAGAUCUGCCAGAGGUACAGUUCGAUGAGACUUAAAGGAUACAGAAAGCAGGUGGAGGAGAUGCAGAGAGCCUUUAACAAAACCAUCAUCAAGCUCCAGAACACCUCCAGAAUGGCCGAGGAGCAGGUCAAAGACAUCUUGAGUCUAAACUCAUUCAGACCAAACCUGGACUGAUGCGUUAGUUCAAUCCAGGAUCCUCCUGUUGGAGAAUCUGUUUAGACAUGAUGACGUGAAGAUCAGCAUUGGUUUCUUCUGUUGUGUAGCUCGAUUUAGUAAAAGGUAAAUCAGUAAAAAAAAUCUGAAAAAGUCAUGAGAAGAAAAGAACAGCAUCACAACCUCAACAGAUACACACAUGAGCACUCCUGAUGUGUGUGUGUGUGUGUGUGUGUGCACAGCACAGCACACUGGACACUGUUGUCCUAUUCUCUGUCUCAGUGUCAUAUCUGCCCAUGUUUCUGUGUUUCUCUCAGCCGUGUGUAUGUCUGUUUCAGGAUCAGAGGCAGACGGACUGCAUCCAGGCUCUGAGGCUCAGCUGGAGAACGUGACGCAGCUCGUCCUCAGUCUGUCUGUCAGCGUGAGUCGACUGCAGCGAGAGGUGUCUGACAGGCAGACCUACAUCCUGCUGUGUCUGCUUCUGUGUUCUUCUGGGGCUGCUGAUCUGUGUGAACUACCGUCAGAUAUCAGAGAGUCCUGCUGUCGAUUCACCGAGAUCCUGCGGACUGGACAGGUGAGGAGACGACCAUCAGGGGUUUACACUAUAGUGACCAGCUCCUGCAACAGGACUGAUGUGAUCAGUCGCAGGUAAAUCAUGAUGUGUUGUUUUCAGAGAGCUGUCUGAUGAUGAAGCCGUGCUGCUGAGACGCAGAGCCUCUGAUCCGAUUUCACUGUUGUCCCUGCAGAUGCCUGUCGGAGGUUCAGAAGAGACCAGCAGCCAUAAACAGUGGGAAGAUUGCCCAGUUAGUAGAAAAAAGAAGCAGAAAGUGAAGCUCAGCAGAGGUCUGGAGACACAGUCCGCUCCAUCGCUCCCUCACACAUCUUCUGGGUUUGGAGUUGGUUUCUCGUGUGGUCGGCAGAGACGUGAUGUUCGACGGCAACUCUAAAGGCUCCUCGCAGGCUGACCAGACGCUGUUCUGUGGAAUCGCCAGCUGUGCUCGUCUGUGUGAGGCGUUACCUGCUCCGAAGCGCUGGACACAGAGCCGAUCGCAGCAUCGGCAUCAGCCUCCGCAGCACAGCGGCCCACGCCAGACCGCCUCAGAGACUGAACCGAACCGGACUGAACCGGCUCCGAGACGCCCGAGAUAAUUGAACUGAACCGGACUGAACCGGCUCCGAGAUGCCCGAGAUAACUGAACUGAACUGGACUGAACCGGCUCUGAGAUGCCCGAGAGAACUGAACUGAACCGAACCGGACUGAACCGGCUCUGAGAUGCCCGAGAGAACUGAACUGAACCGAACCGGACUGAACCGGCUCUGAGAUGCCCGAGAGAACUGAACUGAACCGAACCGGACUGAACUGGCUCUGAGACACCCGAGAGAACUGAACUGAACCGGACUGAACCGGCUCUGAGACGCCCGAGAGAACUGAACUGAACCGGACUGAACCGGCUCUGAGAUGCCCGAGAGAACUGAACUGAACGGACUGAACCAGCUCUGAGACGCCCGAGAGAACUGAACUGAACCGGACUAUGGCUGUAUGAGGCCUGAGUAAUCAUACAGUGUAAGAAAAGUGUCUGAAGUGUCACUGACAGUGUUGCCAAGUCCGUCAUUUUCCCGCGGGUUGAAGCGACCCCAAUAACAUGAUAUUUAGUCCCUGCCAAAAAACGUUAAUUUUACCCCCCCCCGGAACGCGACACGAUUGGGCUAGUUUUGAGUAGCAAUAGGGUGGGUUUUGUUGUGAAAACCUGGCAACCCUGGUCUCAGAGUCUCUUUAACUCUUCAGCCUCUGCUGCAAGCCUCCAUCAGAUCUGCUGAGAUCAUCACAGCUGAGGAUGUCUGCAAACCACUCCAUACCCUUAAACUAAUGCACUCUUCUUUGCAUUUCAGCUCUGUUCUUGCUCGUUUCCUAGUCUAGUGCUGUAAUAAACCUAUGAUUGUUUGCAGUGAA